Vigna umbellata (rice bean) is the source of this 1927-nucleotide messenger RNA. The record is from RefSeq and is a predicted model, not a curated record. Lineage: Eukaryota; Viridiplantae; Streptophyta; Magnoliopsida; Fabales; Fabaceae.
CACCCCGGAGAGAACGCAAGGAGGAGAGACCCUAGGAAGUUUCAUUACAGCUGUGUGCCGUGCCCUGAUUUUAGGAAAGGGGCUUGUAGGCGAGGAGACAUGUGUGAAUAUGCUCAUGGAGUGUUUGAGUGCUGGCUUCACCCGGCUCAGUAUCGGACACGGCUUUGCAAAGAUGGUACUAGCUGCAAUCGUAGGGUGUGUUUUUUCGCUCACACUGCAGAGGAGCUGCGUCCACUGUAUGUAUCCACCGGAUCUGCUGUUCCUUCACCACGGUCAUCGGCCUCGGCUGCUAAUGUCAUGGACAUGGCUGCUGCGAUGAGCCUUCUGCCGGGUUCGCCUUCGUCUGUAUCUUCCAUGUCGCCAUCUCACUUUGGGCAACCGAUGUCCCCAUCUGCCAAUGGCAUGUCACUUUCCUCUGGUGCUUGGGCACAGCCAAACGUGCCUGCUCUUCAUUUACCAGGAAGCAAUCUUCAAUCUAGCCGAUUGAGGUCUUCCCUUAGUGCACGAGACAUUCCACCCGAAGACUUGAACGGAAUGCUUGAUCUUGAUGGCCACCAGCACCCUUUAAAUGACUUGAGCUGUUACUUACAGCCUCGCCCUGGUACUGGCUCUGUGAGUCGAUCUGGUCGGUCCAAGACCCUAACUCCAGCAAAUCUGGAAGAGCUCUUUUCUGCUGAAAUUUCAUCGUCUCCCCGGUAUUCGGAUCCAGCAGCGGCGUCUGUGUUUUCUCCAACCCACAAAUCAGCUGUUCUCAAUCAGUUUCAACAGAUACAGAACAUGUUAUCGCCAAUUAAUACUAAUUUGCUUUCUCCAAAGAGCGUUGACCAUCCUCUUUUACAGGCCUCCUUUGGUGUCUCUUCGUCUGGAAGGAUGUCACCAAGAAGUGUGGAACCAAUCUCACCGAUGAGCACGCGCAUGUCGGCGUUUGCUCAGCGUGAGAAACAGCAGCAGCAGCAGCUACAGCUGCGAAGUUUCAGUUCAAGGGACCUUGGUGCCAACAGUCCUGCCUCAAUUGUUGGCUCCCCUGUAAACGGUUGGUCCAAGUGGGGAUCUCCUAAUGGAAAAGCUGAUUGGUCAGUAAAUGGAGACGAGCUUGGUGGUAAGAUGCGAAGGUCGUCCUCAUUAGAGCUUAAGCACAAUGGCGAAGAGCCUGAUCUGUCAUGGGUCCAGUCUCUGGUGAAGGAAUCCCCACCUGAGAUGAUGAAAGAGAAGUUUGCUUCUCCUCUGCCCACAGCACCAUCAGCGGAUGGACCAAAUUCUAAUCCUCAAAUUGAAUCCAUUGAUCAUUCCGUUUUAGGAGCCUGGCUUGAGCAAAUGCAACUGGAUCAGCUUGUAGUCUAGUAAAAUUGACCCCUUUACAUUAUCUUGUUGAGAUAGGUAUUUAAUUUUCGUAAGGUACAUAUUCUUUUGGUGAAAUUUUUUGGGAAGACGACAAGGAGAGGAGGAAUUGUAGUAAAGGAGGUGGGGGUUGGCUGCAAAGUUACCUGAAGGAUAUUCUAUUUUUUCUCUUUUUUUCUUUCUUUAAUAAUUGUCAUUCAUUAUUUUACUACAGAGCUUCAGGGAGAGCUGAAGAAGCUCUCUCUUGGGGCUUACAUCCAUAGGAGAGAAAUCCUGUCGAGGUUAUCUAUUUUUCUUCCAAAACGGCCAUUGUCACAGGAUUCUGCCCUUUUCCAUUUUACUCAAGUUCUGAGUUCACUAUCUUGCAAGCUAGAUGGUUUAUAAUGCAACAAAAACCACUAGCAUGCCAUUGUUUACAAGUUUUUUCUGAAAGUUCACCAAGUUAAGCCAAGUCAGUGAUUUGCUGUUCCCAAAGAACAAGGUGUUGGUCUGUAAUGGAAUAAUUAGAGAUGAUCUGCACUGUUGAAUAUUUACGUUGAAUUGUACUGUUUAUCAUUUUAUUUUAAAUUCAAAUGCAAUGUUUCCGUUA